Molecule: messenger RNA, 1057 nt
Organism: Orbicella faveolata
Lineage: Eukaryota; Metazoa; Cnidaria; Anthozoa; Scleractinia; Merulinidae
Source: RefSeq, a predicted model, not a curated record
UAACUCAUUUCCGGAAUAUUGUUGCCUAGUUGUGAAGAAACUCGUUUGUUAAAAAUUUAUUUCCAAUGGUGUCCGACGAUAGCACCCAACAGCAAAGCGUGGUUCGGCGCACGAACUCGUCAUCAGACAGUGGCGAUAAAAACCACGCCAUGAAAGAGAGAGACGAAAAUCUGAAGGAAAUGGACGUGAAAGGGGAUACCGUUAAAGAAGAAACGCCACAAGUACCAGCGGAACAACAACCGGGCUUUUUGUCGAAAAUAUCAGGUGGUGUGUACAGCAAGGCAGCGACAGUUGUUGGAGGAGUUGGUUGGGUAGCAGGGACAGCCUUAUCAACUACUUACACGGCGGUCUCAGCUGUCGGAGGAGUUGCGUUGAAUCCAUUCAGGAAAUCCCAAAAAGACAAGUCCGAUUGAAAGACAUGUGUUUGGCUGUCCCUUGACAAGAAACUUAAAAUUUUCUAACCCAAAGUGACUAAUGGCCUGCUAUUAGAUAUGUUAUCGACGAAGGCCUUUAAUACUUUCAUGGACAGGAAAAUGAGGUAACAUUUUAUUGUAUCUUGUUGAUGUAAAGGACACUUAUCGCCAAAUGGAAUGGGAUACAAACAACCUACGCAAGUUCAUCGGAUACAUUUGCCAUUUCAAUGUUUCCUUUUCACGCGAAAGCCGUCUUUCAGCCUUAAUCUGUUUCUUUUUCUCGUAUAGAAGUAUAAAUAUACAAAAUAUACUUGAAAAGAACAGAGUAGUAAUCUUAGUAAUGAAUUAACAUUUAGCGUUUCAAAUUUUUGCUAGUUCAGCUGUUUGUCCCAAAUUAGUAUUUUGAACACUAUUUUGUAAAUUCGCUUAAGAUUCUGUGAGCUUUUUAAAAAGUUUUUUUGGUUUAUACAAUGGUUUGUAGUUAGUAUUACAUAAAGCAUCGGAUUUUAUAGUGAACUGAUUCGUGUUGGAAAUUGUAAAUAGAAAAUUGUUCUUUCAGAGAGAGGAAUAUAAAAUAGUUAAUAUAUUCAAUGGGACUGUGAUUAAGGUCCGCAGCUCAGAAUAAAUUAAAAUUAAAGACAAUU